AUGGCCUACACGGAUGAUGCCGUGCUCUCCAAGUUGUCAGCUCUUAACGAGACCCACGAGAGCAUCGCAACCACUGCACAAUGGAUUAUGUUCCAUCGUCGACAUGCGUCACAGACAGUCCACCUGUGGCUCAACAAACUAAAAGAUCUCCCGAGCGCUAAGAGGCUCAACAUGAUUUACCUAGCGAACGGUUCGUAUUUACAUCCUAAAAUUGUCCGGAUAGCCACUGACCUCUUUCCAGAAGUCGUACAACAAUCUAAAGCUCGCCAUAAGGAGGAUUUCCUUAAUGCCUUUUCCCCUUUCAUCGCCGAUGCCACUUCGGUUACGUACAAGGGAGCGCCGGUCGAUGUCCAGGGGAAGUUGAGGAGAGUUAUGGAUGUUUGGAGGGAACGAAGCAUUUUCGACAAGGAAGUCAUGCAAGAUCUAGAGCACAGAUUAGCAGAGAUCGAUAAGGCACGCCCUGCGGCCAAUGCUGGCGGUUUUGGCGGCAAUGCCUUCAGCUCCUCUGGGCCUUCCAUCCCCCCUGAGCUCAUCCCACUCGUUGCCCCGCAGCAAGCUACCACUAAGGCCUCCCAGCCUAUGAAGAACUCGCUCAAUACCGCCAACACCGAGUAUGAGAAGUUGACCGACCCCGCAACCACCACUGCAGCCCUCCCAGUCCAAGCUGCGCGGCUUAGUGGGUUGCUGAAAACCCUUGCCAAUGCCGAGGGAGCAGUCACUCAAUGCAUCCGGGCGCGCAAGGACCUAAUCAAGGAGUUGGAGGGGAUUCUUGCAACUAACCGUGAAGCACUCGACGCCGAUGAAAAGCAGAUGAUGGAGCUCAGUGGCCGUCGGACUGAGGUUGAGCAGAAGAAACAGGCUGUAGAGAUGGCUAUUAUCGGCAAUCUCUCUAACGCGGAGGAGACAUCGCCACAAGGCCACGGCUCUGUAAGCCCUGUCCCAGAGCCCGAUCGUCCACAGGUAGAGGCACUCACGCCUCCACACGUCCAGGAUCAUAUCGAUGGCGCUUAUGGGACUUCAUCUGCGGGCCACGGGGCUCAAAAUGGACAUCAGCAGCCUGUCCCUUUUCACGGUCCACCUGCCCCAGCCAACGCCCAGCCCGGGUUCUCAGGUGCGGCCCCAGACCUCGAAAUGCUUUCAAACCUCGCAUCCCAAUACCAGGCUGUGCCGAUUGCAGGAAACAAGAAGCGGAAGAUCGAAUCCUCGGACGAAUUUCCUGACCUGGGUGCUGAUGAUGGGAUUGACGCGGAUGUCAAGGAGAUGCUGAGGAAGGACAGUCAAGGGUAG
Messenger RNA from Chaetomium globosum CBS 148.51, 1287 nucleotides. RefSeq lists its product as uncharacterized. Gene Ontology annotation, cellular component: RNA polymerase II, holoenzyme. Gene Ontology annotation, biological process: mRNA 3'-end processing. Lineage: Eukaryota; Fungi; Ascomycota; Sordariomycetes; Sordariales; Chaetomiaceae. The coding region runs from base 1 to 1287 and encodes 428 amino acids. Gene Ontology annotation, molecular function: RNA polymerase II C-terminal domain binding. The transcript has 3 exons. The record is from RefSeq and is a predicted model, not a curated record.